Phycomyces blakesleeanus NRRL 1555(-) is the source of this 1035-nucleotide messenger RNA. RefSeq lists its product as hypothetical. The transcript is spliced from 2 exons. The record is from RefSeq and is a predicted model, not a curated record. NCBI's taxonomy places the organism in Eukaryota, Fungi, Mucoromycota, Mucoromycetes, Mucorales, Phycomycetaceae. Bases 1 to 1035 code for a protein of 344 amino acids.
AUGUCUUCCAAGUUCAUUUGUGCCAUUACCAAUGUCGAUUCUCUUGUUGGCUAUGCCGUAGCUCAUCGCUUCCUCCAGGAACAGCAGCAAGGUGGUGAGGGACACGAAAUCCGUCUUUUAUGUCGCAGCUCUGAGGGUCUUGAAGACCUCAAGCAAAAAGGUGCCAAGAUCUUUGAGGUCGACUACAGUGAUGAGAACAAGCUCCGCGAAGUUUUGAAGGAUGUCAGAGCCGUGCUCUAUGUCCCUGAGCACUCCAAGGAUUUCAAGUCUCAGGGUGAGAAUGUCUUGAAGAUUGCUCGUGACCAAAAGGUUAAAUGCCUUAUCAUGACCUCUAUUGUGAAUGUUGACAAGGUUUCUGAGACCCGUUCCGGUGAGAAGUUCCGUCGCUUGCAAGAAUUGCACCAGCUUGAACAGAAAGUUCAGGAGUAUGGUCGUGAACAACAGUGGACCAUCGUUCGUCUUACUAUCUUUACCCAGCUGUUCUUCUAUCUUGCACCAAUGAUCCAGAACCACAAUCGCCUUAGACUUCCCAUUGAGAAGAACUGCAAGUGGAGUGCCAUUGAUCUCCAGGAUGCCAUUGAUGGUAUCCAUGCCAUUACCGAAAAGCAUCGCAAGAACCAGGCCGUUGGUACCCAGCAGGUGUGGAGUUUCACCGCCUCCAAGACCUCAACUGGCGAAGAGGUAGCCAAGUCCAUCCAAAGGGAUCUUGAACUUGACAAAGAAGUUCAAUACGAGAAGGUUGACGAAAAUGAGUUCCGCAAGUACCUCCAGAAGAUCCGCGAUGACAAUAACUUCCAGGACCGUCCUUCUGAAGAUGCCCGCCGCAGAGGAAAUGCCGAUGAGCCUUACAACUUCCCCUUGGCCAGAUACUUGAACGAAGGUGCAAUUGAAUGUAUGAUCGAGGUCCUCCAAUUGGCCAAUGAGGGACGUGCCGAUACUGUGACCAACGACUUGAAGAACCUUAUUGGUCGCGAGCCCCAGGAUGUCCACAACUUUAUGCAGAACAACCGUGACCAGUUCCGUCGCCUCAAGUGA